Aspergillus bombycis is the source of this 879-nucleotide messenger RNA. RefSeq lists its product as uncharacterized. The coding region runs from base 1 to 879 and encodes 292 amino acids. Lineage: Eukaryota; Fungi; Ascomycota; Eurotiomycetes; Eurotiales; Aspergillaceae. The transcript has 2 exons. The record is from RefSeq and is a predicted model, not a curated record.
AUGAUGCUCCCCAUGGUUCCACGCUUCCGUGGACUCAGACGCAGACAGUCGAAUUCCUCUAACGACGAGCCUGAGCCUCAAUUUAAUAUGGGCAACCAAAAUAGCACUGCUGAUGACAACCAUGAGCCGACUAACUCGGAGAUCUUCUACCCCGAACUCUACGAUGUGCUUAAGGUUCGGUAUCUGCUGCGAUGGAAGAUAAUCCCUGAAGGGCUACCCGUUGAGAUUGUGGACCUGAUCGUGGAUGCGGCUGAAUAUUGGCCCUCCAUCGAGGCUACAUUGGACCAAAAAAGAAUUAUCCCCCAGGACAGAGAUCAGGUGUUGGUCAGGACAGCACCACUGUGCUAUGAUGCAAAGACACUGGAAAGUGACUCACCUAAAGUGCUCCCUCACCGGACUAUUCAUCCUUGUCGGAAGAUUGUUUUCUCCAUCGCCUCGCAUGACCAGGGCUUUGCUAACAGCGGGCACGGCACGUUUGACGGAUCCUAUACUUGGUUUGACACCGAAAUUGUUCCCUCCGAGAAUUUGUCAACGUCUGGCAAUUCGUCUAUUCCCGAACGAGAUGCGAACGGGGUCCGGUUUGGGCAUGGUCAUCCUCUUCUCCUGCCCAGCUCCCACAAACUCCAGGCGAAUCGAGCGGCGGUGAGGGGAACCCAGCAUUAUCAUAUUACCUGGCAUCAUCUCGACAACAUCGGCGCCGAUUCAGCGGAAGCGGAGGAAAUCCAACAUAACCAAGGUCGAGGACGAGCCACGCUCAAUGGUAGUCAAGUCCGUAACUUGCAGAUUGGUGAUACAAUCGCCGUCUGGGGUCGAGCACGGUUUGGGGCGUGGUCGAACCAUGUGGAACGAUUGUCGGUGCGGGUAUUUUGGGCUGUGUAA